AUGUUACAUGCAUUUUGUGCUGGUAAUCAGUAAAGAGGCACAAUUUUGCAGAGAAUCUACCUUGAAAUGACGUGAUUAUCCUGGUGAAGUUGAAAAAUAAAAGGUUUUAUAUACUUCCAGAUAUAUAGCAAAUCAAUAUGUCAUCCUCACAAAAUAACUCUUCAGACGUGAAGCGUCCUAACAAGAUUGUAAGAUACAAAGCCCCUGAAGAUGCCCCACCAGAUGACCCAACGGCUGAUUACAUGAACCUGCUGGGAAUGGUCUUCAGUAUGCUUGGCCUUAUGAUGAAGAUGAAGUGGUGUGCCUGGAUUGCAGUGUUUUGUUCCUUCAUUAGUUUUUCGAAUACAAGAUGUACAGAAGAUGGCAAGCAGAUGUUUAGUAGCUUCAUGUUGUCUAUUUCAGCUGUAGUGAUGUCCUAUCUGCAGAAUCCUCAACCGAUGACAUUACCAUGGCAAUAGAAAGAUUUGUUUCCUUAUUAAAAUACUUAUUCUCUAAAUAACUCCUCGAUUUGUAUUUAUCAUUCCAAUAUUGACUUUACAAGUCUUGCAAAGAUUAAAACUUCUGGAAUUUUUGACUACAUUGUUUUGUUUUCUAAAAAGGCAAUCUACGUUAGAACUCAAGGUUACCAAAACAUUUCAAACAUGUGCAACACAUUGUAUUGUCUGUGAACUUGGCAAGAAGAUAUCAGAAAGGUUUCUUGUAAUUUCUGAAAAUUUCAAUGGUGUGCAAAGGUUUAGAUGUAAUCAUUCAAAUUGAAUUUCUUUUAACGAAUUUAAAAACUGAUCGAAGGCAACAAUUUUUGUAUAAACCCAGUAAGAUUUUAGGAUAAAAAAAUGAGGCAUAAUAAUUAAACAAAAGAAAUCGUUCCUAAAUUCCCUUCAUUAUAUUUAUUUCUUUGAGGCGUCAUUAAUAAAAACAAUUUAUGUAUAAAGUAAUAAAUAUUUGAGAUCAGAAGACUAAAUGGCACAUAAUUGCUCAGGGAAACUGCAAAAAGAUAGUUAUUUUUAAGGGGACAUUUCUUGCAUUAAUUAAUUUGUUUUUAAAAUGAUUUCAAUACAAUUAAACAAUGGCAUGAUACACACUUCUCUUUUGGAGUGAUGAAUUGAAAUAAAAAGAUUGAAAUAACAAAUUUAUUGACAGAC
Messenger RNA from Asterias rubens (European starfish), 1142 nucleotides. Its product is annotated as protein Asterix-like. Gene Ontology annotation, molecular function: protein folding chaperone. Gene Ontology annotation, biological process: protein insertion into ER membrane. The coding region runs from base 138 to 458 and encodes 106 amino acids. The record is from RefSeq and is a predicted model, not a curated record. Gene Ontology annotation, cellular component: endoplasmic reticulum membrane. The transcript has 4 exons. NCBI's taxonomy places the organism in Eukaryota, Metazoa, Echinodermata, Asteroidea, Forcipulatida, Asteriidae.